Coregonus clupeaformis (lake whitefish) is the source of this 1711-nucleotide messenger RNA. RefSeq lists its product as uncharacterized. Lineage: Eukaryota; Metazoa; Chordata; Actinopteri; Salmoniformes; Salmonidae. Bases 290 to 1552 code for a protein of 420 amino acids. The record is from RefSeq and is a predicted model, not a curated record. Gene Ontology annotation, cellular component: external side of plasma membrane. The transcript is spliced from 8 exons. Gene Ontology annotation, biological process: immune response; T cell costimulation; positive regulation of T cell proliferation.
CGCUUCUCACUGUGAGAGGAGCUGGUUGCUCUGACAGGGAAACAGCUUCUCUCCUCUGACACAAGUGGUUCCUCUGACAGCGAUAUGAACAGCUUCUCUCCUCUGACACAAGUGGUUCCAGGUGGGAUUCAGACUCAUUAGCUCUCAUUUGGGUUUACAAAGAUAUAUAUUCCAUCUGGAUCCUUUAAACUGGCAGCAAAAGCUUUCGAUCCAUAACAUCCUUGAGGCUGAAAUAUAUUGGAAUCAGGACGUGAGUCAACAACAACCGUACGUGUGACUUUGUGAAUGAAUGAGAAUGGUAAAGGCACUUGUUCAAGCUUGCUUGAGGUUGCUGUGGAUUCUCACCUUGGCAGAGUGUAAGAUCCCAGAUGCCCACGUGACAUGCCUGUUCUCUGAAGACUGUGUGCUGCCCUGCAAUUUCAAACCCAGUGGGAAUGAAAUCAUCCGCUGGUAUCUCCAGGAAGGGCUCCUCCUCAGCCAAACCCAGCAGGGUGGAGACCAGCCGGACCAGCCUCCCCAGGACCACCGUACCAGGACGUACCUGCUCCAGGACCAGCUCUCCCGGGGCAAUGCCUCGCUCCACCUCAGCCAUUGUGGCAUCAAGGACCGGGGCCGCUACAGGUGUCUGGUCAACAGCACUCUGGGACAACAGGAGUCCUUUGUCAUCAUGAAAGUGGAGGCUAGCAUCAAGAUGGUUACUAUGGAGAAGAGUACGAACAGAGAGAUUCAGUGCCUGUCCAAGGACAUCUUCCCCGCUCCCCGUGUGCAGUGGUCCACUCUGCCCCCAAAAGUCAACCUGAGACCCAUCACGCAUAUGAGAUCCAACACUGAGGGCCUCUACUCCGUUCAGAGCACGCUGAGAAUGUUUGAAAAUACCCUCACCUACAUCUGCACCGUUAACUCAACAUAUGGAUCACAGUCAUGGAAGAGCUCAAUGCAAGAAAGAGCGUUGAUUGGAGAGGCGGGGCAAGAACUGUCCAUACCCUGCAUCGAUCGACAGAACCUCCAGAACUUCUCCCUCAACUGGACCUUCAGCAGAACCAAUGAACCCACAGUCAUCCUCAGCUACAACAGCAGAACCAGACGGAUCUCCAACCUCUGGGAGGGCCGGGCUGGACUGAAGCCGGACCAGGUUUUGAUGGGAGACGGAUCCCUCCUUCUUCACAACCCAGAGAGUCAGGAACACACAGGAACCUACACCUGUACAUUCACAGGCAUCCAGAGUAGACACAUGGUCCAAACCCAGGUCAACAUCAGGUCAAGAUCCCAGUUACCAGUGACAGAAAAGAUGCCAAAGACUACAGACCAGGUUGAGCGUACAGGGGAAAGUCACUUCCACAUGUUGAUGAUUGUUGUAGUAGUUGCAGUGGUGGUUGCAGCAGUAAUAACAGCACUACUACUGUAUAAAAAACUAAGAGCCAACCAACGGCAGGCUGGUGGGACCACUGUGGAGGACACAGAGAUGGAGCCAAUGGAAACUAUUAAAACAGCCGAUGAUUCACCAAUGGAUAACUGCCAGCUGACAGAAGACCACAGCAAUAGCCAUAAUUAGCUCUGACUGACAAGCAGAAAAUAUGCCAAAGGACCACAACCCACAAUAUAUGGCUCAAGGGGGAACAUUCUACCACAUAGGGAUGCAUUCCAGGGAUUUAAUUGGAGAGUGCUGUUCUACAAUGGAGCACAUCUGUGUUCUAGACAACUGAAUAACUGU